Schistosoma margrebowiei is the source of this 756-nucleotide messenger RNA. NCBI's taxonomy places the organism in Eukaryota, Metazoa, Platyhelminthes, Trematoda, Strigeidida, Schistosomatidae. The record is from the annotation of a GenBank genome assembly.
AUGAUAAAUAUUAAAGUUUUACUAGAAUUGAAACGUAUUGAAACUGAACAUUAUCUUCAACUUCCGGGAAAUGAUCAUGGCUCUUUUUUGGUUCGAAUCAGUGAAUCUCAAUCCAGUGAAUAUUCUUUAUCAGUACGAGAAGAGAAUACUGCUAAGCAUUAUCGUAUUCAACCAAAAUAUUCACGAACUGACCCUACAUUAAAACGUUUCUACAUUUCAAGACGACUGCCUUUUGUUAAUAUUCAACAUCUAGUCAAUCAUUAUUUAGAGAAUCAAUCUAGUUUAUGUUGUCGAUUAGGAAAACCAUGUAUUCGACCAACUCAUCCAGAAACUGUGGGUCUUUCACACAAACUUAUUGAUAAAUGGGAAGUUCCAAUUAUUUUGAAAGAAAAAAUUGGACAAGCUCAAACAAUGAAACGCUUACAUCAUCCUAAUCUGAUACAAUUGUACGCUGUUUCAACACAAACAAAACCUUUCUAUAUAGUUACAGAAUAUAUGUCCAAAGGUUCUUUACUAAACUACUUACGAUCUUCUGAAGGUCAUGCACUAGAUAUGCAAUGUUUAAUUAUGAUGGCUGCUAAAAUAGCUUAUGUUAUGGCGUAUCUUACUACUACUACUACUACUACUACUACUACUACUACUACUACUACUACUACUACUACUACUACUACUACUACUACUACUACUACUACUACUACUACUACUACUACUACUACUACUACUACUACUUCUACUACCAUUCUCAAUGGAUUCUGA